Molecule: messenger RNA, 933 nt
Organism: Anthostomella pinea
Lineage: Eukaryota; Fungi; Ascomycota; Sordariomycetes; Xylariales; Xylariaceae
Source: the annotation of a GenBank genome assembly
AUGAAUGCGCCGCACAUGGGACCGAAGAUUUGCUGGGCGGGCGCGUGCGCGCGCGUGAAAAGGACCAGGAUCAAGAGGUACCUGAUCCCAGUAUUGCUCCAAAAAUUGCUGGAAGGCCAUCUGCACGACUGGCGAUUCGACGAACUGAAGCAACGCCAGUGGAUCGAUAUCUGGAAGAUGAUGAGCCAAAGCCAUCGUCGGAAACGUGAAUGGAGUUGCCCAGGCCUCGAAGCUCUCAACCUUCCCCUUGAAAGCGGCCUUUUCGAAAUCACUGAGGGCGAGGGAGGAGAAUCCCUCAGCCUCUCAGAGGCCUCUCGAUCUCCCAACCCCUAUUCUCCAGUCAAUACUCUCAUCACCACCACCACCGCCACCAACACCCAACCCAACCCAUCCCAAAAGAGGCCCACCCCAACCAUCCUCUCGAUUGGCUGCGGCAACGGGCUCUCCGAGGCCCUCCUGCAAGACCAACUCCCGAGCGCCGAUGUCAUAGGCGUCGAAGUCCAGUCCGCGACGGUCCGGUAUCUCGACGAGCACCACGUCCGGCUCGUCAGGGGGACGUGGGAUAUCGCCGCCGAGGCGGAGGACGUCGAUGUCUGGGUGUGGGUGUACCCCCGGGAACCGCGGCUCGUGAGGGCUUAUCUUGAAAAGUUCGGCUUGGCGACGGUGACUACUACGAGGACAACCUCGACAGCUCCGCCAGGAUCGGCGGAGAUGGACGCAGGGCCGACACCAACGUCGACACCGACGAACCGACCGCGGGUCUGGAGGCUGGUCUGGUUGGGUCCGCGCGUUGAUUGGGAGGACUACGAGCCCGUGCUGCGGGCGAGCGUCUUUGGGGACCACGUUGAAGUCUUCUGUGGGUCUGAAGGCGGGUUGGCCGCGGAGGAGAUGAUGGCGGUUGAGACGAUUUCAGAUGAUCAUGUGGAAAUCUGA